UAUGUUCGCGAAGGACGAAACGUUGUACCGAUAUGCAAUUCUCUCAUUCCGUAGGGUCCGUAGCGAUAGUUCUUCUCCAUUUGUUUGGACUGAUCAUGGAUUCGAACGGGACACAAUUGGUAACAGUUGUGCAAUGGGGAUCUAUCAACGGGCAAAGCAUAGAAAAAUACACAUUAAGAAACAAAGCGGGUCAAGAGGUGGAUAUCAUAACGUACGGUGCAGCGAUAACGUCUGUCAGAACCCCGGACAAACAGGGUAAUACUGCAGACGUCGUUCUAGGCUUCGAUAACGUCGAAGGAUAUAAGUCUGCGAGCAAUCCGUAUUUCGGCGCAACAAUAGGACGAGUUGCUAAUCGUAUUGGCAAAGCAGAAUUUACAUUGGACGGAAAGAAGUAUUGUUUAGGAAAAAAUGUUGGUGGAAAUAGUCUUCACGGUGGUUUCAAGGGUUGGAGUUCGAAAAUAUGGAACGCCAGGAUUCGGAACGAAUGGCUUGUAUUGUCCCUCUUAAGCGAAGACGGAGAUGAAGGUUAUCCUGGAGCUGCUAUAGUUUCAGCUAGCUUUAAACUAACUAGCGACGGAGAAUUACACAUCGAUAUGAAAGUUUUCGUUACCAAACCCAGCCCAAUAAACUUAACUAAUCAUAGUUACUUCAACUUAGCUGGCCAUGAAACUAACGCGACUGAGCUAUAUAAACAUGAAUUUGUAUUGAAUGCCGAUCGUUGGACCGUUACCGAUGCGGAAAGUAUUCCUACCGGUGAAAUUCGAUUGGUCAAAGACAGCAUAAUGGACUUGAGGAACACGACGUCGCUGAAAGAUGUUAUCGAUAAAGUACCGGGUGGUGGUUUUGAUCACAAUUUUUGUUUGACAAUGAAUAACUCUGAGAACGAGAAUAAGUUUGUUGCACGAGUUUUACAUCCACCUUCCGGAAGAUAUUUGGAGGUGUAUUCCAAUCAACCCGGUGUACAAUUUUACACGAGCAAUUUCUUUCCCGUUCAAGGUGGCACAGGUAUUCGAGGAAAAAAUGGUGCCGAAUAUUUUAAACACGGAGCAUUCUGUCUAGAAACUCAGAAUUAUCCGGACGCUGUAAAUCAUAAAAACUUUCCCAAUCCUAUAUUGGAACCAGGAGAAAUCUAUUGCCAUACUGUCAUAUACAAAUUUGGUGCAAUGAUUUAAGUGAAACUCAUGCGUUUUCAGGAAAUGAUUCCUUGUUAAAAUUUGUAGCAAUUGAAUUGUGAACAUUUAAUAUAAUCUUUCUUAAUACAAUCAGUGCUGAAGACCACUCAAGCAUUCAGCAUUAUUCAUCUACUUACAAGCAUCCAGGAACUGCUAUUGGAAGUGCAAUGUAUGACUUCACUAUGCCGCAUAGAACAUGUUAACUUAUUUUACUUUUGUUCUAAAAUCAAUCAUGAAAUGUAAGUAUAUUUAU
Molecule: messenger RNA, 1425 nt
Organism: Dufourea novaeangliae
Lineage: Eukaryota; Metazoa; Arthropoda; Insecta; Hymenoptera; Halictidae
Product: aldose 1-epimerase-like
Exons: 5
Coding region: 33-1172 (379 amino acids)
Biological process (GO): glucose metabolic process; beta-D-galactose catabolic process via UDP-galactose, Leloir pathway
Molecular function (GO): carbohydrate binding; aldose 1-epimerase activity
Source: RefSeq, a predicted model, not a curated record